AUGGCAACGGACCAACUCAAAGCCCUGAGCGGCCUCAGCAAUGGCGCGAAAGCACCGGUUGCACCUCAACAGCCACUACCUAAAAUCAGGACGGUAGAAUACUUUCGCGUAAAACCCCGAUGGCUAUUCGUCAAGAUCACCGAUGACCAGGGCGGUUAUGGCUGGGGCGAAGGCACUUUAGAAGGCCACACGAAAGCUGUGGAAGGCGCACUAGAUGAGAUAAUUGAGAGAAUCAUAGGUAUGGAAGCGGAUGACAUAGAACACAUCUGGCAGCUCAUCUGGCGACUCGGAUUCUACCGUGGAGGACCGGUGUUCAUGUCUGCUCUAUCUGGCAUAGAUAUUGCGCUAUGGGAUCUGAAAGGCCGAAAGCUCGGCGUACCUAUUUAUCGUCUGCUUGGCGGCAAAGUGAGAAACAAGGUGCAGGUCUAUGCCUGGAUUGGCGGCGAUAGACCUAGCGACAUUGAGAAUGCCGCGAAAGCGCGAAUUCAGCAAGGGCUAAAGUGUGUCAAGAUGAACGCAACCGAGGACGUGAAUUGGCUGGACUCGCCUCGAGUCCUAGAGGGCACCAUCGAAAGAUUGAAGAUUGUAAAAAGCCUAGGUCUCGAUGCAGGCCUAGACUUCCACGGCAGGUUACACAAGCCCAUGGCAAAGCAACUUGCCAAAGCAUUAGAGCCAUACCACCCACUCUUCAUCGAAGAGCCGCUACUAGUUGAGCAUCCCGAGGCAUUUAAGCAGCUAGCCGGUCUCACCACAAUUCCAAUCGCUACAGGCGAACGACUUUACUCGCGCUGGGACGUGAAACGGUUCCUCGAAGACGCAUCCAUCGACAUCCUCCAACCUGACAUCGCGCACGCAGGAGGCAUCUCAGAAACCAAGCGAAUCGCACAAAUGGCUGAAGCCUACGACGUCGCAAUUGCGCCUCAUUGUCCGUUGGGCCCGAUCGCUCUGGCAGCAUCCAUACAGGUCGCUUUAUCGACGCCGAAUUUUGUGAUUCAGGAGAUGAGUCUUGGGAUGCACUACAAUGUGGAGGCUGGAGAGGAAGAUCUGAACACAUAUCUCGUGGACCAGACUGUUUUCGAUAUCGAGGAGGGAUACGUCAAGGCCCCAAUAGGUGCGGGCUUGGGUAUUGAGAUUGACGAGGAAGUUGUCAGAAGGAUUAGCAAGGACGCGCAGCCGUGGCAGUGUAAGGAAUUUUAUGGGCCGGAUGGAAGUAUUAGAGAGUGGUAG
Lithohypha guttulata is the source of this 1227-nucleotide messenger RNA. RefSeq lists its product as uncharacterized. NCBI's taxonomy places the organism in Eukaryota, Fungi, Ascomycota, Eurotiomycetes, Chaetothyriales, Trichomeriaceae. Gene Ontology annotation, molecular function: galactonate dehydratase activity. The record is from RefSeq and is a predicted model, not a curated record. Gene Ontology annotation, biological process: D-galactonate catabolic process; amino acid catabolic process. The transcript has a single exon. Bases 1 to 1227 code for a protein of 408 amino acids.